This is a messenger RNA of Monosiga brevicollis MX1, 1673 nucleotides long. RefSeq lists its product as uncharacterized. The coding region runs from base 601 to 1170 and encodes 189 amino acids. The record is from RefSeq and is a predicted model, not a curated record. Gene Ontology annotation, biological process: small GTPase-mediated signal transduction. Gene Ontology annotation, molecular function: GTP binding; GTPase activity. The transcript has 7 exons. Lineage: Eukaryota; Choanoflagellata; Craspedida; Salpingoecidae.
CUGGGGACCAGAGGAGGCAGUCAGUCGUACAGUGCAGUGCGGCUCGGCUCUCGUCUUCGCGGCGCAGAUCCUCAAGCAGGCGCGGCAUCGAGUGCCCGUACACGCUUGUCGUUUGCCAAGACUUAUCUUGACGUUGUGUGUCCACACGCCUCGCAACCUCCCAUCUCCACCGCCAUUUUCGACCAACCCAUUCCGCACACCGUGGCAGGCUGUUGUUCCGUGGGGAGCACUGCCGUCGUUGAGAUUUUUGCUCGCCCGCCUCCUCCGGAGCACCUUAUCCUUGGCCUUGGGUGCUUCUCGCCUCACCAACGCAAUCAACUGGCACUGCCGUUGGGUUUGCGGAUUGAAGACCAUCACCUCGUGUGAUUGCAUGCAAACUCCAAGGCAAACCUUGCUCCGCCUUUCUCGUUGACGCCCUGGCUCGACAUCUUUGAACAAAGUGCUUCCCGUGCGUGUGUGAGACGCAGUGGCCAGGUUCAACCGCACGUUCCCUUUCACGUUGCGCCUUGAAUCUCCGUCUUGCGCCCUCGUGCGGCCUCUUCCCUUCUUUAGCACACGAGGAACGCUUCCCUGCCGCUUGUCAAUCAUUCCACUUUGAACAUGGCCUCUAUUGCACGAAAACUUGUUUGCAUCGGCGAUGGUGCCGCGGGCAAGACCUGCCUCCUCAUCGUCUUUGCCAACAAGGAGUUCCCCGAUAAGUACAUCCCCACCGUCUUUGAAAACUAUGUGGCCUCAAUCCAGCGCGACGACACGACCGUCGAGCUUGCGCUCUGGGACACUGCCGGCCAGGAAGACUACUCGCACAUCCGGCCGCUGAGCUAUCAGGAUGCGCACGUCUUCCUCAUCUGUUUUGCGGUCGAUAACCGCGACAGCUUUGAAAAUGUAGAGGCAAAGUGGGUGCCAGAGAUGCGCCACUACUGCGCCAAUGUGCCGUACGUCAUUGUAGGCUGCAAAUCAGAUCUGCGUCAAGACACGGCCAAGGCCGCCAACGCCGUAUCGCAACAGGAGGUGCGUUCCCUCCACGCAACCGCCAUGGCACAGAAAGUAGGGGCUUUGGCAUACAUUGAGUGUAGCGCAAAGAACAACGACAACAUUGAGGCGGUCUUUGAACGGGCAGCUGAUGCGGCUCUAACCACCAAGAGCAGCUCAGGCUGCUGUGUUGUUCUCUAGUGCCGUGAUGUCUUUGUACAACAGAGCUAGUUUCCAGCGACAACCUGACCGGGUUUGAGCCAGUUCUCGUCGAGCAUGACACCUCUGGUCAUGCUUUGAAAGCCUGUCCUUCCCCUCCCCAACCCCAUGGUCUACUCCCGGGGCGUUUUUGUGCGUACUUGUCCUUCGUUGUUGCUGGCUUUGGUGCGCGCGCCUCCUCAGCAGCUCUCUCCUUUCAUUCUCGAGGGUGUAGAUCGCACCUGUCAUAUGCAUUUCUUUUGGCCAAACCUUUUCAUUUCUUGCUCAUGAUCAGAUUGCUUUUUUUUUUUUUUUGUUUCCCCUUUCGUCGCCCUGUUUUCAUCCAUUCUCGGUUCGCCUGUGUCUUGUCUGGGUCGUGGAUGCCCUACCUUGUCCGUAUGCAUUUGUGUCUUUCUUAUCCCUUCUCUUCUUCCCUGAUUUGCAUGGCCCUUGUCUCAGAAACUGGUGUUCAUGAAUGGAAAAUAACAAAUCCAAAAAAUAAAAUG